GUUUCGUGCAAGAUAGAAAUAGUGACGGGUGGCUAUCUCCGAAUGUCACCUAAAAGGCGGCGGAUGACGCAAUUUCGGCGAAGUAUUGCUCAAUUCUCCAACUCGAUCGUAGCACCAACUGUCAAGAUAUCGAAAGACAUAAAACCCAAGAGGGGAAACGCAGAAACAAUUCAAAACAAUAAAUAUUGCUGGAUAGGAGAUUUCAAUCAGAGAUUCUAGCUCUGAAAACACAAUGUCGACAACCGUCACUUUCGUCACACCAACGGCUCCGGCUCCUGCGGGGCAACCCGACAUAUCCUAUGCGCCGGACCGCGACAAGUGGCAAGCCCGAGCGGCUCGGCGUCUCAAGGAGGGGAACCUACCCACCACUCUCCCGAAAGGAUUCCCGGCGCAGUUGACCGGCGACCUGGUCUGGGAAGGCGACAGCGUAGCAGACACGUAUGACUGGACAUACGUCCUCAGCGACGACCAGUUAAAUGAGAUAGACCGAGCCGUAGAGCAUUUCAAAUGCUUGGGCUUAUCACUAGGCCACAUCACGGCAGACACAUUUCCGCUGCCGAAUCUGCACGGCGAAUUGCGACGUCUAUCGGCGGAACUGCACAAUGGGCACGGCUUCUUCGUGAUUCGCGGCCUUCGCGUCGACGAGCACUCUCGCGAGGAGAACGUUAUCAUAUACGCGGGCAUUUCCGCGCACAUUGCCGCGCAGCGCGGUCGGCAGGACCACAAGUACAACGGCCAACCUGCCGACGUAGUCCUCAGCCAUAUUAAAGACCUAUCCUGGUCGCAAAAUAACGGCGCUAUCGGCAGCCCUGCGUACACUACCGACAAGCAGGUCUUCCACACCGAUUCGGGUGAUAUCGUGUCUCUGUUUGCGCUCGAGACGUCGGCGGCCGGUGGAGCCAGUAAAUUAGCCAGCACUUGGCGUGUGUACAAUGAGAUUGCCGCCACCCGUCCGGAUCUCAUUCAUACUCUUUCCCAGAGCUGGGACAUGGAAGUGUUUGAAAAAGCCGACAAGCAAUGGAAGGAAAGGCCACUGUUAUUCCACUUCCCGGCAACGGAUUCUACCCCGGAGAGGGUAGCCCUACAAUACGGCCGUCGGUACUUUGUUGGUUUCGGUGCUCUCCCGAGGAGUCCCGAUAUCCCCCCUAUCACCGAAGCCCAAGCUGAGGCCCUUGAUACGAUCCAUUUCUUAGGGGAGAAGUACUGCGUGAAUACCGACUUCCAAAAAGGGGACAUUCAGUACAUAAAUAAUCUUGCCAUUUUCCACGCAAGAGACGGGUUUACGGAUACGCCAGAAAAACGUCGUCAUCUGCUACGCCUAUGGCUGCGUGAUCCAGAGAAUGCGUGGCCGACUCCAGAGGUCUUAAAUUAUCGAUGGGCGCAACUGUACGAGGGUGUCACGCCGGAAGGCCAAGUCUUUCCUCUUGAACCGUUUAUUCGUAGUGCUGGAAAUAAGGGGAGAUGAGAUUGCUCCUUAUGAUUGAUCUAUGUCUAUGUUAAUAUCGCUAUGAUUAUAAUAGUCGCCAUCGCUAGGUAUGCUGAAAGGAAUGCCUUGCGCCGAGCGGGGAUUCUCUAGUCUCAUUUCCAACGCCCUCAAAUCUAGAGACAGUCGCGAAUCUCUAAUCA
Annulohypoxylon truncatum is the source of this 1626-nucleotide messenger RNA. RefSeq names its product Clavaminate synthase-like protein. The transcript is spliced from 4 exons. Gene Ontology annotation, molecular function: oxidoreductase activity. The record is from RefSeq and is a predicted model, not a curated record. Lineage: Eukaryota; Fungi; Ascomycota; Sordariomycetes; Xylariales; Hypoxylaceae. The coding region runs from base 233 to 1465 and encodes 410 amino acids.